Asterias rubens (European starfish) is the source of this 6904-nucleotide messenger RNA. Its product is annotated as diacylglycerol kinase theta-like. The coding region runs from base 157 to 3267 and encodes 1036 amino acids. Gene Ontology annotation, biological process: lipid phosphorylation; diacylglycerol metabolic process; intracellular signal transduction. The transcript has 25 exons. The record is from RefSeq and is a predicted model, not a curated record. Gene Ontology annotation, molecular function: ATP-dependent diacylglycerol kinase activity; nucleic acid binding. NCBI's taxonomy places the organism in Eukaryota, Metazoa, Echinodermata, Asteroidea, Forcipulatida, Asteriidae.
AAACGCGUACGAUGCGAAAAACUGCUAGCGCCGACGAUGCCUUCGACGCUGUGAAGUCCUCAAUUUCGGAGAAAACGGGCUCCCAGCUAUGUUCCAGGAACUGUCAUUUACUGCGAGGAGUGCAUUCUUUCCCCUCUGCUGGUAAAUUAGGUAUCCAUGAAUGAACAGUCGUGUACCGCAUUGGCCUCACAAUAUUGCGAAACUCAGGAGGAAGAUACCGAGUUUGGGUGGACCGAAAGUGAGCAUCAACUGAGCCAGCCCGCAGCGGGUUCUUCGGUCACCAUUGCUGGGAAGCAAAGCCACCGACAGCCGGUAGCGGCUGCCGACAUGGCGACCACGGCGGCCGGACUGUUCGGUCACCAGGUAGAUCUCAACCCAGGAAAGAAUAGCCGAACCAAGGCCAAGCACUGUGGUCACUCGCUGUACAAGAAAAAUUUCCACAGACCAACAUUUUGCCAUCACUGUACGGAUAUGUUGUGGGGAUUGUUUGGUCAAGGUUAUAUAUGCGAAGUGUGUAACUAUGUGACCCAUGAGCGCUGUCUGGAUAACAUAAUAACACCAUGCAGUACAGUGGCAGCUGAUCGAGUACAGAGCCCAGUGGCACAUGCAUGGUGCGAGCCCGGUCAUUAUCGCAAGAAAUUCUGCAAUGUAUGUCGCCGAAGGCUGGACGACUCGUUAGCCUUUCGCUGUGAAUUAUGUGAAUAUUAUGCCCAUGCAAGCUGCCUAGAUUUCGUCGUUAGUAACUGUGUCAAGUGUGCAGAUUACGAUGCUAACAGAAGUUUAGAAAAAAUGAAAUUUACCCAUCACUGGCGAGAGGGUAACUUACCAAGUAAUAGUCGCUGUGCUUUCUGCAAGAAAUCCUGUGCAACUUCGGAAUGCUUGGCUAGCAUGAAGUGCGAGUGGUGCUGGACAACUGCUCACACAGGGUGUUAUAAAAGUCUGUCGACAGAAUGCAAUCUGGGACCGAUUCGUGACCUGACAUUACCCCCAUGGGCAAUAUCCAUGCCUGUCUCCAACGCAGAGGUCAAAGGGGACGUCACGGCCAAAGGUCAAGGUGGCAUGCCUGUUAAACUCCCACCCCGGGAUAGUCCAGUCUCUCGCAAGCCCCCUGCACAAACCCAAGAAGAACCAACUCCACGAAACACAGCACACAUGAUGCGGACAAGAUUCAGGCGAUAUCAGAGCAUUACAUCAAUUGACAGCCCCACAGAAAACAAAGGAAAAGAAGAUGGAUAUGAAGAUGGCCAACUGCUGAGAAUCUAUGAUGGCAAAUCCUCAAUGAGGCGGAAAUCAUCACACAGCAUUUCAGUUGCAAAAGACACCACGGCUGCACAAGUUGUGGAAGCUGCAAUGAGGGCCCUGCAUAUUUCAGACAACCCUAACCUAUACUACCUGGCUGAAACAUCCGAAAAUGAUUCUGAUAAUCAGGAGCGGAGGUUGGGUGACGCGGAGCAGGCGGGUCAACUCAGCAAGCAACUGGGCGUCAAGAUCCCCUCCCUCAUCCUACGAUACCAGGACACAAAAGCCAAGAAAGGUCUUAUUAAAGUUUACCCAGGGACCAUGAAGGUACCAGUGGAGUAUGUAACCGUUUCCAUCACCAGCUACAUCUCCGUCAAGGAAAUCAUCGAGAUGGCACUGCACAAGUUUGGUUUAGUGGAUGAAGACCCAGAGGGGUUUGCAUUACUUGAGAUGAUCAUAGAGCAUGACAUCAGGGAGCGUGAGAUGGACCAGGAUGAGUGUCCAUGGCCGCAACUUCUCAAAGCUAGACGGAACUCCUUGCUUCAGAUGAGACUGACUAGGUAUCAUCUAAAGAGACGUGAUGAGAGGAAGCCAGUCAACGCUGCUCAGAUGUUCGUUGGCAACCUCCCUAUCAAUCUCUCGGAGCAUAAGUACAAAUACAUCAUUAGACAUUUCCUAGAAGAAGCGGGAUGUCCUUUGUAUACCUCAGUAGGAAAAGUCUAUGUACAAUACGGAGCAGCAAUAGUAGCAUUUGAGGACCAUGACGCUGCUGUGCAGGCCUAUCACGUAAUCAAAGAUGCAACUUAUGAGGAGAAACCAGUCAACUGUCUGUUCCUCCCAGAAAUUCAUAUGGAUUGCUUAAGACCAGAGGCCACACCUCUCCUGCUAUUCAUCAAUGUUAAGAGUGGAGGUUGCCAGGGCAUAGAGGUCUUUGACAUCUUGUCUAAGAUGGUCAAUCCGUACCAGGUUAUGAAUCUCUGCCAAGGAGGCCCUCUACCUGGGUUGCAUGCAUUCAGUCAGCUGCCUGAGUAUAGGAUCUUGAUCUGCGGUGGAGACGGCACAGUAGGGUGGGUCCUACAGUGUCUGGAUGAUGUAGGGCAGGAAUCAGUGUGCAGCAACCCCGCCAUCGCUAUUCUACCCCUGGGAACAGGAAAUGACCUUUCAAGAGUGCUGAAGUGGGGAGGUGGUUACCAGCAGGGUGAUGAACUCUACUCUAUCUUACAAUCCGUUGUGGAUUCAGAGGAGGUCAAACUAGACAGAUGGACGGUGAUCUUUGAAACGGACCAAUCGAAGCUGAUGGAGUGCGACAACAAGUCCAACUCGUCCAAUAGCAGCUCUGGAAAUGAGGACAUGCCGAACAUGUUCGUCAUGAAUAAUUACUUCGGUAUUGGCAUUGAUGCAGACCUCUGUCUGGGAUUCCAUAUGGCUAGGGAGGAGAAACCAGAAAAGUUCAACAGUAGGUUGCAUAAUAAAGGAGUUUACUUUCGCCUUGGUAUGAGGAAGCUGGGUAGGAGGACAUCUUGCAAGGAGUUACAGAAGGAGUUGAGAGUAGAGGUAGACGGAAGACAGAUUGAACUCCCAACCAUUGAAGGAAUACUCAUUCUCAAUAUCUCAAGUUGGGGAGGCGGAGCUGACCCCUGGGGUGUGGACAGUCAGGAUACAAUCUUUAAGAAGUGUCGUCACGAUGACGGACUGUUGGAGCUAGUGGGUGUGACGGGCGUGGUGCACCUUGGGCAGAUACAGAGCGGGCUACGCACAGGGAUUCGACUCGCCCAGGGGGCAAAUAUCCGUAUAUGGCUUAACACUGACAUGCCUGUGCAGGUGGACGGGGAGCCAUGGAUGCAGUUAGCAGGUCAGGUGGUUGUGUGUCGAUCCGCACUACAGGCGACCAUGUUGAAGAAGUCCAAGUCCAAGAUCAAGCGUAGGAACACGGAGCCUGCCCUCAACAGCAACGACGGCCAGACGAGCCCACGACGAGAACAAGCCCGACUCGUUGCAAUGAAGAGCGACGAAGGGAGCCAGGUUUGAGAAUCGUUACCCCAAAUAAUUACCGACAAAAAAAACAACAAAAGUUUCUUUUUUUUCUUCUGCCAACUUUACCCCUCAUGAUGUUUCUUUAGACCGACGAUUUGGCUUCAUCUUCAUUGAAUCCCUAACUCAUACUUUCCAAUUUUAAAACAAACUGUUGAGUGUACCCUACCUCAUAGAACUAUGUUGUGUCUGUAAACACAAAUGACCGAAACGAAAGCAGACGGAGAAAAGGGAGUGGUACAGCAACCACCAUGCUCGUGCAAAAAGAUGGACAAUUGUUUGUGCGCAUUCCGGCGAUCCUUCUGAGAGAUUUUUAGUCAGCCAUAAAUAAUGUAAGGUCUGCAGUUACAUGGUGUUCUGGCAUUCCUUCUUGAAGAUUUUUGGACUGCUGUGAAUAUCGUAAGGUCCUCGGGCACGCGGUGUUCGCCCUGGCACUAUUACACCAAUGGAACGUUUUUUUCGUGACAUCAAAUCUGUGACGCGUGGAGUGCUGACGCAUGGAGUGCUGAAUCCUAAAGCCAAGCAUGGAUUCCUACUUUAGGUGUCGAAAGUCCAGACGGAUUUGAAAGAGCACUAAGAUUCAUCUUAAGAUGAGUUGUCUGCAUCGUUGUAGUGAUGUGUAUUGUGACAUCACACUUUGCUUAGCAAUUAAGAUCUAUAAACAUCUUAAGAUCAGUCUUAGCUCAUUGUUUCGAGUCGAGCCCCCAUUUGUCUCCAAUGGUGCUUCAGGCCUUCUUUGUUACACCAGGACCUCUGGGAAGCCAAUUUCGCUUAGCAUACAAUCUAUGCUAAGCACAAAGACAAAGACAAAGAUAAAACAGGUUGCCAACAUUGUAGUGUCCAUGUCUUGCUCCCUGCAAACGUUUGCUUAGCAAUUAAAUUUGUUAAGCAACAUUUUUUGCCUGGCUGCUGAGGUUGUCGUUAACGCUAACUCCAUUUUGAAUUUUUUUUUUUAUCCAUUCUAAACUCCAAAGAAAUUUGACUCGCACAAUGUAUAAAGGUGGUAUUUCUGGCCCCAUGCCAUGCAUGGAUGUUUGGCUGGAUAGGUUCGGGUCUGGAAGUUUCUGGAAAAUUCAAGUGGUAUAAGAGGAAUUUGGUUCCACUUUCUUUGUCCGUUUUAAAUUCCUGCAUUCUUGAGACCCUAUCUGUAUUCUUUAGCAGAAGAUGAUAUUUUGUGAGAAAUCAGAUUUUGUUUUUUUUCAAGAACACUUAGCGACAGUUGCUUAGCAGGUUGCCAAGUCAUCUGGGUUGUACCAGAUGACCUUUCAUAUAGAGAAAUGGUUACCACGGUAAUCCGACUGCUACGAAACAAACAAACAAAAGCUGCCAUUUUUGUGCAAUGUGUAAAUUUGGAACGGUUGUGAAGCGUUGCCAUUGGAAAUGAAGUUAUACAAUGAUAUUCAUGUGAAAAAAUUUACAAUAAUUCUCUGUAAACAAAAUGGAUAGUGUUAGUACAGGAGAUAAGAGUGAUUACUGUUUUAUAGAAUUUUAAAAGAACGAUUCGAUCAGGAGGAUUGAGGUUUUUUUAUUGUUUUUUUUUAAUGACUGUAUUUUUUGUACUUGGUGUUUUCACACUAGGUUUUAGCUGCCUUUACAGCUUAUUGCCACAUGCAUGGAGAGAAUUUUUGUUUUAAAAAAAAAAAAUCAGUGACAGGUUUAAAUAUUCAUACUUAUUUAUAAGUUAAUUUUCAUAUUCCUUCUGGGGUAAAAAAUGUCUGGGAGAAAUAUGAUUUGGUUUCAACUCUCUAAACUGCAAAGUUUUGGCUGGAUUUGGAGUUGGGUCAAAUUUAGCAGCCAUUUGUGGCCGUCUGUUUGCAUAUGCUGUUAUUUAUUAUACCCACUAAUAAAUGUAGCGGUCGAACGAACCCCUUGUCACCAGGCCAGCUGGCUGUCUAGCAGUUGAGACAAUCUGCUCAGGUUCGAAUCUCACUUGAGUUCUUGGUGGGGGUUUUUGUCUGCGGGACACAAAAAGCCCUAAAGGUCCAGUGUGUUUCAUACAUUAGUGGAGAGAUGAACUUAUUUGAUAUUUGAAUGAUUUGGACGUCUUACCGUCACAAAAUUGUUUAGGGGGAUUUUUUUAUUAUUAAACAUUUUUUUUUUUAAAUAUUGGAAGAAUGGUGGUUAUCAAUGGACUCAAAGAGCUCCAUGCUGCACCAGAUGUUUUUAAACUAGCUUGGAGACAGCCUUGUUACUUACAUGCAUGUGGAAUUUUCCAUGAAAGUACUAAUAUAUAACAGCACCAAAUAUACUUGAUUUAAACGUUUUAAAGUUUAUCCAUUUUUUGCACCUUAUGCAGGCUCUAGACACUGAUAGUUACUGACUUUUAAUCGACACGUAUUUUGUACAUUUUGCUUUUUUUUUGUGGAUUGUUUUUAGGGGGACUUCAGGAUUAAGAAUUUAAAUUUUAACUAAUCGACCGUUUAGCAUUCUGUGACGAUUUUGCCUUUUUUUCUUGUUUUUAAACUAUUGACGCUCGGGGUUAGUCAUACACGGAACAGAAACGUGGACUAUAAAUGGACUUUAAGCAUUUUAUGCAACAACAAACAAAAACAAUUGUGAAUGAGACACUGAUUAUUCAAAACAUUUGUUUUAUAAGUUACUGUUACAUGCACAUUUAGUAAUUGUACAUUUAAAAACAACAACAAUUAAAUAAUGUUAUAAAUUUGUCAACAAAUGUUUACUCAAUUUGAUUUUAUUUUCUUCCCUGUAGAUAUAAAACAAAUCGUAAAUUAUAUGGUUAAUACUUUUUAAUUACUUUGAGGAGCUGGUCUUACUCAAAAAAAAAGAGAAAAAAAGUAAUAAUUUUGUUGCUGCAUGGUGGUUUAUCCUAGUCUUUCCAUAUUUUAGUCAGUUGUUUCAGAGCAGUGUUGUGACUCACCAGCAUUUAACUGAGAGAAGCUGACACUAAUCACACUGUUUUCACAAAACCUUGUGAAAAUUACGGAAAUGUUUCACACUCUCGUGGUGAAAAUUUAGUUUGCAAUUUUUGAAGUGUUUCAGAACAGCAUUUCGACUUAGCAGCAUUAACUGAGAGAAAAUAACUGAAAUUUAUCACACUGUUUUCACAAAAUCUUGUGAAACAUUUGUUCAAAACUAGCAUUGAGUCUUAACAGCAUAAACUGAGAAAAAAUUAACUGAAAUUAAUGACUGUUUUCACAAAACCUUGUGAAAAUUAUGGAAAUAUUUCACACUCUCAUUGUGAAAAUUUUGUUCACACUAGCAGUUGUUUUUAAAACAGAGUUGGGACACAAAAUAUUUCUCACUGUCCAGGAAAUACUGUGAAGAAAUUGAAAAACUGUUUCCUGAAAUCUUGUGAAAAAUUGGAUACAUUUCAUAUGGUUGCCAUUGAAAUCUAGUUUAGAUGGUGGACAAGAAUAAAGAAUUCAAGAUAAAGUAACACUGCCCUCUCACAGAAAUGUAAACUUCGUCACAUGAGAUAUUUAAAAACUGAAAUUGACUUCUGUCUCAUUAGUACAUCAGAAAUGGUAUCCAAUUUGGAAACACAAAUUAUCAACCAGAAAAGCAAGGAAGCUCUGUAGUUCCAAAAUAACAUGGUGAAUAAAUUCAAACACACAAAACUAUCUGGGGCCAAUUUCAUAGAACUGCUUAAGCAAAAAUUUUGCUUAAGCACGAA